UGGUGCCAGGCCAGGCCAGGCUCUCACUCCCGCUGUCCCGGGUCCUGGAGCUCUCCAGGCCGGGCACAUCUGUCACCGCUCUGGUCCCUCUUUAGCCUGCGGGCUAGAGUGUGUGUAGGAUUGACAGGGAGCUGGAGCCAGACUGAGAUUGCUGAGCUCCAAGGUUCUGCGCUUCGGGCAAGGCCCCUACUGGGGCUCUGGCGAGCUCAGCUCCCAGGUCAAGCAGGUGCCAGAACACCGUGCUGUGUCUCCAACAGCUCUGAGGACUCCGUGCUCACCCUGCCCUGGCGGCAUCCGAGUUUGAACAUGGUGCAAAAAUACCAGUCUCCUGUCCGAGUUUACAAGUAUCCAUUCGAGCUGGUCAUGGCGGCCUAUGAGAAGCGCUUCCCCACUUGCCCGCUCAUCCCAGUCUUCCUGGGUAGUGAAAUCCUGGGCGAGUGGCGAAGUGCAGAUGGGGCGGUGCACACGGUGGAGAGGAGCUGCCGGCUGCGUGUGGACGCCCCACGGCUGCUGCGGAAGCUCGCUGGUGUGGAGCACGUGGUCUUCAUUCAGAGAAAUGUCCUGAACUGGAGAGAGAGGACGCUGCUGAUAGAAGCACACAACGAGACCUUCGCAAGCCGAGUGGUGGUGAAGGAGAACUGCCGCUACACAGUCCAUCCUGAGAAUGAAGACUGGACUUGCUUUGAACAGUCUGCCUCCCUGGAUGUCCGCUCCUUCUUUGGCUUUGAGAGCACCUUGGAGAAGAUCGCCAUGAAGCAGUACACUGCCAACGUCAAGAGGGGGAAGGAAGUGAUCGAACACUACCUGAGUGAACUCAUUUCCCAGGGGACGUCCCACAUUCCCCGCUGGACACCAGCCGCACUCCGGGAGGAGGAUGCCUGCAGCCAGGCUGUGCUCUGGGGCCCUGGCUCCCUGGAGACAGAUGGCCCCAGCGAUGCCCCAGGCCCUGUUCCUGAGACGGCCACAGCUGAUGGGGACAAGCUGGAUGCAGACUACAUUGAGAGGUGCCUGGGCCAUCUCACUCCCAUGCAGGAGAGUUGCCUGGUCCAGCUUCGGCACUGGUUACAGGAGACCCACAAAGGCAAGAUCCCCAAGGAUGAGCACAUCCUGCGCUUCCUGAGGGCACGAGACUUCCACCUGGACAAGGCCCGGGACAUGUUGUGCCAGUCCCUGAGCUGGCGGAAGCAGCACCAGGUGGAUCUCCUUCUGCAGACCUGGCGGCCCCCCGCGCCCCUGCAGGAGUUCUAUGCUGGAGGCUGGCACUACCAGGACAUAGAUGGUCGCCCCCUCUAUAUCCUGCGCCUGGGCCAGAUGGACACCAAAGGCCUCAUGAAGGCAGUAGGCGAGGAGGCGCUGCUGCAGCACGUUCUUUCUGUCAACGAGGAAGGACAGAAGAGAUGCGAAGGAAACACCAGACAGUUUGGCCGUCCCAUCAGCUCCUGGACCUGCUUGCUGGACCUGGAGGGCCUCAAUAUGCGGCAUCUGUGGCGGCCUGGGGUGAAAGCCCUGUUGCGCAUGAUCGAGGUGGUGGAAGACAAUUACCCGGAGACUCUGGGCAGGCUGCUCAUCGUGCGUGCGCCCCGCGUCUUCCCGGUGUUAUGGACUCUGGUCAGCCCCUUCAUUAAUGAGAACACGAGGCGGAAAUUCCUCAUCUACAGUGGCAGCAAUUACCAGGGCCCUGGUGGCCUGGUGGACUACCUGGACAAGGAUGUGAUCCCGGACUUCCUAGGAGGAGAGAGUGUGUGUAAUGUUCCCGACGGAGGGUUGGUUCCCAAGUCGCUGUACCUGACGGAGGAGGAGCAGGAGCAGGCUGACCAGCUACGGCAGUGGAGUGAGACCUACCAUUCAGCCAGCGUGCUUCGAGGGAGCCCCCAUGAGGUUGCCAUGGAGAUUCCAGAAGGGGAGUCCGUCAUCACCUGGGACUUCGACAUCCUCCGAGGGGAUGUGGUGUUCAGUCUGUACCAUGCAAAGCAGGCACCCAAGCUUGGUCCCCAGGAACCUGGUGGUAGAGCCAGCGGGCAGCUGAUCGACAAGAGCUGGGUCCUGGGGGUGGAUUACAGCCGUGUAGAGGUGCCCCUCAUCUGCCGGGAAGGGCAGAGCAUUCAGGGUUCCCAUGUGACUCAGUGGCCAGGCAUUUACCUGCUCCAGUGGCAGAUUCACAGUCCCCCUGAGAGUGUGGCCUGCAGUCUCCCUGGCAUGGAUGAUGUCCUGACUGCCCUGCACAGCCCUGGCACCAAGUGCAAGCUGCUGUACUACUGUGAGGUGCUGGCGUCUGAAGACUUUAGGGGCUCCAUGUCCAGCCUGGAAUCCUGUGCCAGCCGCUUCUCUCAGCUCAGCGCCACCACCUCUUCCUCGUCCUCUGGCCAGUCCCACAGUGGCUCAAUGGUGUCCAGAUAGCUGGCGGGAGACCUGCUAGCAGCCCACGUGCUUCUGGCAUCAGGCAGCGUUGAAGAUGAGAAGGAAGCGGGGCCAGUCAUCUGGGACCAUGCUGGGUGCAGACGAUGCCACAGCUGAGGUUUGGGGACCCCGCAGCGGGGAUCCAGCUUUCUACCUGUGUGCUGAGGGAGCCUCAUUUCAUGACCCUUGAGGGGACAAAGACAGUCUCUCUACUUUUGACUUUCUUUUAAAAGCCGAGACCUCAAGGAUUAUUCCACUUCCUGGCUCCUGGCUCUGGAAUUUAGGAAGGACCAGGGCUGGGCCCUUCUCACCACUUGCUCUGCUUCUCACAGGUUGGCUGCCUCCUCAGGGAAGCCUUUUCUACCACAGGAUCGUCACCCCUCAGUGCCCUCCCCCAACUCCCAGGAGAGUAUACAAGGGAACUUCUCUU
Messenger RNA from Acomys russatus (golden spiny mouse), 2827 nucleotides. RefSeq names its product SEC14 like lipid binding 5 (gene Sec14l5). NCBI's taxonomy places the organism in Eukaryota, Metazoa, Chordata, Mammalia, Rodentia, Muridae. Gene Ontology annotation, cellular component: cytoplasm. The record is from RefSeq and is a predicted model, not a curated record. The transcript is spliced from 16 exons. The coding region runs from base 307 to 2397 and encodes 696 amino acids.